Molecule: messenger RNA, 3836 nt
Organism: Rhopalosiphum maidis (corn leaf aphid)
Lineage: Eukaryota; Metazoa; Arthropoda; Insecta; Hemiptera; Aphididae
Exons: 12
Coding region: 372-3479 (1035 amino acids)
Source: RefSeq, a predicted model, not a curated record
AGCGGCGUCGGUGCAUCGCGUCCGUCAUCACUCGCACGCCGCCCGCGUCGCGCCGACUCUCCCGGCUUUUCCGUUGCUGUCCGCGCGUUCAAAUCACCGUCGCCGAGUCAUGCGUCCAACGGACCGACCAGACAUCAUUGUUAUCCGCACGACGACUCGCCGUCACAGUGACAAUAAUUAUUUAUAAUUCGAUAUUUUAAUAAAUCCGUUUUGUCGGACUCUCGUCAUCGAUAAUCGGAGAUCGCGAGCAUCUCUAUUGCGCUUCCUGGACCGCGCGCGCGCGUAAAUCGCAACAACGGUAUUGUGUGCUGUAAUAAUUUUCACCGUAUAAAUUAUAUUAUCGAGACGCAGAGAGUCACGCCGCCGUCUCGAUGAACGUCAAAAAGCAACAGAUGCAAUUGCAGCUGCAGCUGCAGCAACCACAGCGGCGUCACGACCGCACCGGGUUCGAGGCCCCGUUGGACCAACCGAUGCCGGUGGCCGAGACGUCACCGCCCGGCGGCGCGUUACCGUGGUCGACCGCCGUCACCGGCGACACGGCCGGCCGGUACGAUCACCCGCACCGCCGCCGGGGUCCGCCGGUCGCCGGCGCCGUACCGUCGGACGCGCCCUCCGACCACACUGGCUCGCCGACCGAAGCCGACGACGCCACCGCCGCCGUCCCGGCCGCUCGUCCCGGCCGUCCGCAGGACCGAGCGGUCACCACCCCGCCGCCGCCGUCGCCGCUGCAACUGCCCAGCCCGUACUACGACCGGAAUCCCGUCAUCGGUUUCCCGGUGCAUCACCACCACCACCACCAUCACCGCCACGGCUCCAAGUCACCGCCGUCGCCGUCGACGAACGCCACCACGACCGUGCCGCUGGCCAACGUGCAGAACGUCGGGUACGCCACCGGCGACCAGGGCCACAAGGAUCACUACGCCAACAGUUCAAAGGUAAGUGCUUACUACUACCAGCGGCACAACUACAAGUCCAGCGAUUCGACGGAAGGGCGGGACGACGACAAGGAAAACAUCAAGCAACGGGACACCGCCGAGUGUCUACAACAGCAGUUGGACGAAGUAUUGCAGGCGUGCGUCGAUUACGAAGAGCGGAACAAAAGCCAGCAGCAGCCGCAGUCUGAAAGUUCCGGAAACACGUCGCCAGGCACUAGUGCACCGUCGACGACCACGCCACCGCAACAAAACCGGAUCAAAACAAAUGGUUCUCUGCCGCGGGAUAGCAAGAAGUCCACCACAGAGACGUCUUCGCCAACGUCGCCAUUGUCGCCGAUGACGUCGCCACUGUCCCCGUCAUCGACGACCUGGUCGUCCGUUACUACACCGUCUCCCCCUACGAUGUCACCGUUGUCAUUGCGCGCAGUUGGCAGAGACAGUGAUUCAGUAUUUUUAGAAAACGAUAAUCAUCCACCGUCAACCGUAAUAUGCGGAAGUCCAAGGACCAGAAUAAGAACGCUUGUCCCAUCUUGUACGACAGCCGUUGAAGAAUUAUACUACAACGGUGCUAAGGACCAACUCGGUCAGAGUCAGCAUAAUGGCCAAGACAGCACCGACGCCGGUUUCAAAACGUCACCGACUACUGCAGAUAACCUCUCAUCGAAAUCGCCAGACCGGCCGAUGCAGCUGCAGUCGUUGCAAUCGACAUUCCUCCAAUCGUCUCCGCCGCCUUCGUGGCAGACGACAACGAUGUGGCUGCGUUCGUCGCCAUUUGCAGCGGAUUCCAAAGACAGUGGCUCGACAAAAGCUCCGACGGUUUCGUUAGCUGCUGCCGACAGGUUGGCUGAGGCAGCUGAGCAACGUCGUAAGCUGCUGGUCGAAUUGUCUGCGCACAAAUCUCGGCUGGUCGAGUUGCACUUGCGUCGCGAAGAAGUCGAUCGGGAGUUAAUUAUCGAGACCGCGUUGUUGCGUGCCGAACUCGAUGUUGCUGACGAUGAAACUCGCCAGUCGGACAACAUUGUAGACGGUUUGGACCGCGCUGUGGCGGAUUGCCGACAAAAAAUGGACGUAUGUACUGUGAAACAGCAAGAUCAAAGGAUGGCAGCUGACUCGCAGUUGGCAGGACACCGGCAAACACUCCAAGGGUUACGGAAACGGUUAGAAUCGAUCGAGGACAACGACGUGCUGAAAAAUGAAAUACGUGCUUCCAUUGAUAAACAGACGGAACUGUUGGAUGCCGAACAAAAGUUGUACGAAGAUGUAGAAUUCGGAUUGCUGGAAGAAGAGGCCGGAUGGCUGGCCCGUAGAGAAGAGUUGCACAGGGAUCGGGCCGCUGCCGUGGCGGUCAGGCGUGCUCGACGGGCUCGUGCCGAGUGGUUACGCGCGCAACUCGAUCAGCUCCGUAGUGUGGGCGAUGACCAGUUACGAGCACUGAGGGCUGACAUAAAUACAGCGACAUUGUCCAUUCAACAGGGUCACAAGAAACUGCAAGAACUGGACGCCGCCGCAGCCAGCACGACGGCCGCGACAAACACAUUAUCAGACCAAUACCGCCGUCCCCAUCAGUUUCAUAAAGAAUCGCAUUCUAUGCAGUCGGCAGCGGAACAUCAACCUCCCAAGUCUUUGGAAUGGUCGUGGGACCAGCAUAUGAAAUCUCCCAUGUCACCGAGGCCACCGUCGUCGUUGUCGUGGGAUCUGCAGCCGUCGAGGUCACCGUGGUUUUCGACAACCACUCCCGUGACGGAAGACACGCCGGCAAACAACGGCAACAGCUUGAUGACUGGUAGCAUGACGACGACGUGCUGUAGCAGUAUAGCCAGCAGUGGUGGCGAGGACGACGGUUGUGCCCGACCGGUAUCGGAUGACUCUAUUUCACGAAUGUCUAUGUCGACUAUCUUCGACGGAGGGGCCACGAUCAAACUCCGACCAAAGAACAAAACGUCUCCGUCGGAUAUCACAAAAAGGCCGUUGACUAGAUAUCUACCGAUCCGGUACGACGACAACGGUUCGACCGAGAACCAAAUGGCGUUCGACUUGCGAGCGCACAUCGAGUCUGCGGGACAUCAGCUGGACGACGACAACAGCACCGGCGUCGACCGGCAUUUCUGGAUCGACAGCACGUCGUGCCGUGGCUAUUUGAAAAAGCUUUCCGGUUCCGGUGCCAAUAACGCGCGCCGAAGCGGCCGCAAGUGGCUGAAGAGAUGGUUCGUGUUCGAUAGGCGGUCGAGGGCCCUGUCCUAUUACCGACACCGGUCCGACGACGGCUCGGACGCCGCCAAUCAACGAGCAGGCGCCGCUGCGACCGAGAAGAAAAUCGCGCCGAGGGCGUCGAUUCGUUUUCAGGACAUUCAGGAAGUGUACGUCGACCACACGAACAGCAUCAAGGGACAGGGUUGCGCGUUCGUAGUAAAAACAGCACAGCGGACGUUUUACCUGUCUGCAGCGACCGGUCAGGCGGUCCGAGUGUGGGUGGACGUCAUAUUCACCGGCGCCGAAGGGUAUAGGGAGUACCGAAAAGCUUCGACCGUCGACGGUGGCCGAUGAGUUCAGCAAACGAAAUCCUAACUUGUCCCUCGUCCGGGGGCUAAUUUUAUAUUUAUUUUUAUUUUUAUACCGAGUCGUCUAAUACGGCCGUGUUAAUUUUUUUUCGCCAAAUUUAUCGUAGUUUUAUCCACUGUACCUACCAUUACAUUAUACUUACAUUUAAAUGAUUGACGUGACUGUGAAAUGCGGUUGAUGUAUUUAUGUGUAUUUUUUUUUUUUUUUUUUUUUAAUUGUUAUUGACUUUGAAGCGGCUGUCGAGUUGCGAACAAUUUAAUCUAUAUAGACUGGUUAUAUUAAAUUUCGUGUACACCUAGCUACAUAUGUAUAUAUUUUAUGGAUUAAAACUAUUUACUUAAA